GUUUCAUGCUAACGUGAGCAUGAAAUGUUAUGGUACAGUGUGACUGAGAACGAUUUUAGUAUAAAAAACUGUGAACAGUAUAGACCAUGAAAUGUUAGAGUAUGAAGUAGACUUCCUUCUAUAGUCCGCUCUUCGAAAUAUGUCGGUCGGCUUUACAGGUUAUAACGUCCGUGGCGUUAUAACCAAACCGUCGUCGUUUGGCGAUCGUAUCCGUUGCACUGGUUAAUGGCAUCGGUUUUCAAUAUUUCGAACGCGCAUCGUUUUGCCAUUUCUUGUUUGGCUGGCAACGAAAUCAAAAGUGACUGCAAAGUGUGCGCGCACAGAUAAAGAUACGUGGUACGAAGUGAACGAGCGAAUAUUCCUGUUUACAAAAUUGAGGCUUAAACAAAAAAUGUUUCUCAAAAUUUUAUUUUUCAACUGUUUGGUGGUACUGGCCAUUGCUGACAACUCCAUCAAUGCAGUGGCGGAUAAUGCACUACCAUCCGAUACGCACGUAGAACACUCAGUGUCUUUUGAGACUUCACACAAACGCCCAGAAGGAGUAGGAGAUGAUGCCUUCCAUACCUCACAUAGAAUUGGCAGAGAAUUUAGAGAUUUAGAACAAAUUUCGAGCAAUAUGAAUUUAUUACCGACAAAAGAGCGUCCAGAAUUGAACCCUAUUUUAAGCGCACUUAUAAACGAAGAUGUUAUGAAGAGCAUCGAAGCAAAACGUGCCAUUGAACAAGAAGAAUUGGAAAUUAUUAAAGCAGAAGCAGAAGCAGCCAUUGCUGCGGAAAAAAAAUUAUUAGAAAGCAUAGCUGAAGACAGAUCCAGUCAGGAUUACGAAAGCGCAACUGUGCAACCACUUACUGUUUUAACAACAGCAGUGCCUAAGCAGAAAGAUGAUCUCGAUGAUGAUAUUAAUGUUGGAUUUGUGGAUCAGACAAUCAGCUUAGAUGCAGCUGGUUCUGAAAACAAUAAGAAAUCCCGCAUAGAAAUAAAGAAAGGUCCAAAUGGUCUAGACUAUGAGUAUGAAUAUGUUUACUAUUACGAAGAAGAUGAAGACGAUAGUAAACCGAAAUCGGCAGCAACUGAUACAACUACAAAAUCUGAGCACGAUUCACGCGGCAAGUCUCGCUACAGUAACAUUGAGCGAAGCACCACAGCGAUACCGAACGAUAAUAGUUUAGUAAGUGGUAAGGCUAAGGGACGAUCAUCGAGUGUAUCUGAAACGAGUGCAGACUCCAUUGAAACUGAACGUUUGCCGACAAAUACUCGUUUUCCAAGUCGUGGCAAAAAUGCUGAUUUACAACCAACACCAGCUCUGGAUGCAACGGAGAACGCGGCUGAGAGAAAAAAGAUAAGUGUUAAACGACCAAGUUUGGAAUUGGUAGAUAGUGAAACAUUCAAUACAGACGAAAAGCAACCCAAGGGAACACGAAAUGGUGACACUGAAGCAAAGUCAGCAACAGCAAUUGAAAAGGAACAAGCAGCUGCUGCAGCGAAAACUAAAUCUAAAAUUGAUGCAGAUACAUCGGAAACUGUUAAUGAGAGUAAUGUUGAUAGUGCAACUGAAAAAAUCGAGGGGGAUAGUGAACAUACCACACAGUCAAUGGAAAAGGCUGCUUUGGAUUUGUAUGCAAUUUUGCAAAAUGAAAACUUUAACAUGGAUUUGACCACAGAUACCAAUUCAGAUGCAACUACUGUUUUACCAGACACUACAAAUACGGACGGAGAUGAUACUCUGACAACUCUAGUUGAUGAAGCAAGCUCAACGACAACUACAACAACUACUACAACAACCACAACCACUACAACAACAGAAACACCAACAACAACCACAACAACACAGGCUUCGCUUUUCGGAGGCAGACGACCUGGUUUACCUGGAAGCGGACGCAAUCGUUUCAAACUCAAUAAAGGUGCAGGUACAUCAACCACAACCACAACAACCGAAGCACCUGCAGCGGUUGAACCAACUAAGAAAAAUCGAUUCUCACGUCCAUCAGUUGGACGUACCAGAGGUUCAGCAAGAACUACGGCUGCUCCUGAAGCACCUGCAAGCAAUGCUGAAGAAGAAAUUGUAGCCAAAGAAGUUAAACCAGUCAGCUCAGGUUUUGGUAGAGGUAGACCACGUAAUCGUUUUAAUAUUCGCGGUUCAACGACAACAGUGAAACCAGCAGACGAUUCUAAUGAAUCAGCACCUGAAGAAGCAGUCUCCAGCACAACGGCACGCGCAUUACGAGCUCGUCCCACUUUGAAUUUGCGUGGUCGUAGCCGAUCAACAACAACUAAGGGUCCAGCUACUGAAGAUGAACAAGCUGAGGGCGCUGCAAGCUCUGAAGAAAAACCAGUUACACCUUCACAUGCUGCUCCAGUAAGGCCUUCACGAUUUAACAUUAACCGGGCGUCAGGAAGCAGAUUGCCAGCAAGGGGCAAAUUUGGUCGCACGACAGAAGCACCAAUUUCAGAUGAUUCAGCUGCUGAUAGCAGUCAUCACAAUGAUGUUAAACCAGCUGGAGAAGAUGUAGAAAAAAAUGAUUCAGAGACUACAGAGGGUGAGUCUCAAGGCAAUGGUUUAAAUCGUCUCAAAACUCGUCCACGCUUAAAUCCAUUACAAAAGACUGAAAGCAGUAAGCCAAAGGUAGCUGUUUCGCCCUUAGCAGCUCGCAAAGUCAAUCCUUUAUUAGCUAAGAGACGUCUACCACUUGGUGCUUCAACAACAGAAGCUACACCGGUGGAUGAAAGUUCGCCAGGUUCUUCCAAUGAAGCGGACAAUAAAGAAGAAACAAAUUCGACUGAUGAAGAUUCAGAUGGCGUUAAGGAAACAACUGAGCCAGUUGAAACGACAACAAAACAACAAGCACGUGGUUUAGGUUUACUGGGACAGAGAAGGCGUUUGCCACUGCGAAAGCCUGGCACAAUUUUGUAGAAAUCCAAACUUAAUUUGUAGCCAAUCCUUAGAACUUCGCAUUUGCAUUUUUCACCUGCGCUAACGCUUCGCUGGUGUGUAAGCACUAAGAUGGGCUGUUAAUAUUAAUUGAUACUUUACUUGUAGUUAGGUUUAAAUCAACGAAAUUUUAAUUUGGUUAUAUUAUUAUUUUUUACAUAAAAUUGUUUUAAUAUAAAUUUAUUUAGUUGUCAUAGAAUUUGUAAACAAACUCGAAGAGAGAAAUAAUAACAAUUUUAGACGUUAGAAAAAUAAAAAUUUUU
Messenger RNA from Teleopsis dalmanni, 3192 nucleotides. RefSeq names its product mucin-21. Lineage: Eukaryota; Metazoa; Arthropoda; Insecta; Diptera; Diopsidae. Bases 392 to 2911 code for a protein of 839 amino acids. The record is from RefSeq and is a predicted model, not a curated record. The transcript is spliced from 6 exons.